GAAGAAGUGUUUGCUCAGGGAUGCUGCUAAGAUAGAAACACUGUGUGAAGAAGGAAGGACGGUGCUUGAACAGAAGGAGCAUAUUCUCUGAAGGUGCCUCUCCCCACCACACCAAGCAUAAGACCCCAUCUGCAAACUAAGCCAACCUUCCCAAGAGAGAGCAGGCCUUCUCAUCUCCUUCAUCAUGAAUUGGCAUAUGAUAAUCUCUGGGCUUAUCAUAGUGGUGCUUAAAAUGGUUGGAAUGACCUUUUUCCUGCUUUAUUUCCCACAGAUUUUUGGCGGAAGUAAUGUCAGCUUCCUUCCCACAGAGAGCUAUGGAACAGUCCCACUGACUUUCGGGAGCAGUAAUGUCACCCUACUUCCUACACAGAGCUAUGGAACAGUCUGCCCCAACAGGUGGUAUUUUCAUCAAGGAGAAUGCUUUUGGUUGUCCCCUUUUGAAAUGUCUUGGAACAAAAGCAGGGACUUUUGCAAAACAGAAGGAUCCACUUUGGCCAUUGUCAACACACCAGAGAAACUGAAAUUUCUGCAGGACAUAAUUGGUGCUGAGAAGUAUUUUAUUGGCUUAUACCAGGAUACAGAGAAAACAUGGCGUUGGAUCAACAACUCCCCAUUCAAUGGCAACAUUAUCAAUCAGCAUCAGAACUUCGACUGUGUGACCAUAGGCCUAACAAAUACAUUCGAUGCUGCACCAUGUAACAUCAACUUGCGCUGGAUUUGUGAGAAGCUGGCGAAAUGAUUGCAGUUCUCUGUGGCCUCUGACAAGAGUAACAAACACACUUGUGGAGAAAGCAAAAAGAAUAUGAUUGGGAUUGGUACAGGAAAUACAGAACAUCAAAUUACUGUG
Molecule: messenger RNA, 847 nt
Organism: Lynx canadensis (Canada lynx)
Lineage: Eukaryota; Metazoa; Chordata; Mammalia; Carnivora; Felidae
Gene: CLEC5A
Product: C-type lectin domain containing 5A
Exons: 7
Coding region: 185-739 (184 amino acids)
Biological process (GO): innate immune response
Molecular function (GO): virus receptor activity
Source: RefSeq, a predicted model, not a curated record